CCCGUUAGAAGAAGUAAUAAAAAAAAUUCUGCAUUUGUCAGUAGAUUUCAGUGUUUAUAAGCCAAAUACUAGCUUUGAACAGUUGUUCGGAGGGCACGUGAUGUUUAUUUCCACUUCUAGUGUAGUAAUACUAAGGAGGAGAUUUAUGAACCACGAGAGUUUUUGGUGAGCAGUUAUCCCAACACUGAUAUGGUAUCUUUGAUGUUAUUGCUAACUGCUAUGAAAGAAAAGAAAUAGUGAUCAAAAGGACAAAGGGAAGAACAACAUUGGCGUGCUGAGAAGUCCAACUGCACUUUUUUUUGGACCACAGAUGAAGCGAACUCGAAGGCGUAUGUGGGAGGGAUGACUGAUGAGGGAUGCUAGUGACAUUGAUGAACUUGUUGCGGGCGUGCUGGCGACCGUCAUCGAACCGGCAUGCCCGAACAGGCUCAGAUGCUGCCGGUAGGCAGGAUGGACUUCUAUGGUACAAGGAUACCGGGCAGCAUGUCAAUGGAGAAUUCUCCAUGGCUGUUGUCCAAGCCAAUAACUUACUUGAGGACCAGUGUCAGAUUGAGUCGGGUCCAUUGAGCUUUCUAGAUUCUGGACCAUACGGCACUUUCGUUGGCGUUUACGAUGGACAUGGUGGUCCAGAGACAGCUUGCUACAUCAACGAUCAUCUCUUCCAGAAUCUGAAAAGGUUUGCAUCUGAGCAGAAUUCAAUGUCUGCUGAUGUCCUGAAGAAAGCAUAUGAAGCUACAGAAGAUGGAUUCUUCUCUGUUGUUACCAAACAGUGGCCUAUAAAGCCUCAGAUAGCGGCUGUGGGCUCAUGCUGCCUUGUCGGUGUAAUUUGUGGUGGCAUGCUUUAUGUUGCCAACGUUGGGGAUUCCCGUGUUGUUUUAGGAAGACAUGUUAAGGCCACUGGAGAAGUUUUGGCUGUCCAACUGUCAGCAGAGCAUAACGUAAGUAUUGAGUCAGUGAGAAAGGAACUGCAGUCAAUGCACCCGGAUGAUAGGCAUAUUGUUGUUCUCAAGCACAAUGUUUGGCGUGUAAAAGGACUAAUUCAGGUCUGCAGAUCAAUCGGUGAUGCUUAUUUGAAAAAGCAAGAGUUCAACAGGGAACCUCUAUAUGCAAAAUUUCGCCUCCGCGAACCUUUUCACAAGCCUAUACUAAGUUCGGAACCGUCAAUCAGUGUGCAACCACUACAACCACAUGAUCAGUUUCUCAUAUUUGCAUCUGAUGGUCUUUGGGAGCACUUAACCAACCAAGAGGCUGUUGAUAUUGUUUGCAGUAGCCCUCGCAAUGGCUGCGCUAGGAAGUUGAUAAGAGCGGCACUGCAAGCAGCAGCCAAGAAAAGAGAGAUGAGGUACUCGGACCUCAAGAAGAUUGAUCGGGGUGUUCGCCGCCACUUCCACGACGACAUAACAGUCAUAGUAGUGUUCCUUGACUCCAGCCUCGUAAGUAGGGCAAGCACGAACCGAGGUCCCGCUCUUUCCCUGCGAGGCGGGGGGGCCAGCAUGCGCAGCAACACGCUCACACCAACGUAACUAGAGGGGCGGAGAUGACGCACCUUUCUGAAGAAGGUUAUUUUUCCAUGUGUUUAAUGUGUUAUGUAUGUAUCGGCCAAGACCACACAUCCCCUCAACGUUGUAAAGAAAUAGGAGACGCAGAUAAGCUCCUAUCCCGGUGUCCCUUAAUUGACAGUAAUGUAUGUGUCAAGGUUGGUUCAAUUCAAUAGGUUCUCAGUUGUUCUGAUGGUGCUCCCUGGAAAGCGUGAAAAUCUUCCACCUGGAAAGGCUAGUGUGUGUUCAUUCCAGUGGUGGAAUUAACCUAGUGCAUAUAUUAUAUAUGAAAUAAUAAUCAGCAGCCAAAAGCAGAGGAGUAACUUGUUUAACUGAUGGUGUCAAGUGUAUGUAUGUUUUGUAUCUAUACUGUAUUGAUGACUCGCUGAAUCUAAACUAUUGUCUGUUGACCACUGGUGAAGUGAAAUUGCUGAUGUCAUCUUAUUCUU
Molecule: messenger RNA, 1987 nt
Organism: Panicum virgatum (switchgrass)
Lineage: Eukaryota; Viridiplantae; Streptophyta; Magnoliopsida; Poales; Poaceae
Product: probable protein phosphatase 2C 60
Exons: 5
Coding region: 357-1523 (388 amino acids)
Biological process (GO): protein dephosphorylation
Molecular function (GO): protein serine/threonine phosphatase activity; cation binding
Source: RefSeq, a predicted model, not a curated record